UGAAUAAAUUCUGUGUGACUUUUUAAAAGGGGAAAUCCCACCCAAUCCCCUGACCGCAAAUAAAUUAAACAUCUGAUAAAUAGAAAAAGGGAUUUAAAAAGUUUUACGCAAACCGCCAACCACCCACGACUCGUUACCAACACUGGUCCCGUUGGCAGCACUCAUUAGUGUCAAACUGACAGCUGGAAGGCCUUCGUUUUCACCAAUUAGAAAAUUACAAAUUUUCCAAUUGGAUUUAUUAUAGUCCAACUUUUAGUUAAUUGGGCGCACUUAGUUGCGUUUUUUAAAGUGUUCUUAGUGGCGUGCGUGAGAAAGGAGCCUCGCGAGUGGAUUGAUCACCAUCCCACCGCACACACCGCAAACCACAAGCACAGCUGAGUAGUGCCAUCACUGCUCCCGUCAGCAUACACCCCUUAACUUAACACAUAAUCCCACAAACGCGGAGCUGAACACACCAGGGAACGGGAGCAGUUGGAUCAAGGAGCAGGCGCACGGGGACUCGAUUCUAGAGGCGGGAGCACCAAGGGCAACGCGCGACCAUGUUUACGGGAAAGCUGCAGAUCAAGGUGUGCGAGGCGAGUGGCCUGCGGCCCACAGAUUUCCAGAAGCGCCACAACCUUACCUUUGGCAAAUUAGCCGACGAGCAGCUCAUAGAUCCCUAUGUCACCAUAGACGUCGACGACAGUCAUUUCGAUCGUGCCACCACCCGGCCAAAGACCUUCGACCCUGUUUGGAAUGAGCAGUUCGUCCACGACGUGAACAAUGCUCGGAACAUAAACUUGACCGUUUUCCACGAUGCCGCUCUGCCGCCAGAUGACUUUGUUGCCAAUUGCAUCAUCUCGUUCGAGGAUCUCAUGCAGAGCGAGACGGCUGUGCAAGAUCUAUGGGUUAAUUUGGAGCCUCAGGGCAAGAUUCAUGUUAUAAUCGAGCUAAAAAAUCGCAAUGAUCAAGCCAAAGCCGAGGCCGAGGUGGAGCACACCGUGGCCGUCAAUAAGGAGUUCAAAGAGCGCGCUGGCUUCAAUCGCCGCCGCGGUGCCAUGCGACGUCGAGUGCACCAGGUAAAUGGUCACAAGUUCAUGGCAACGUUUUUGCGUCAACCCACCUUCUGUUCGCACUGUCGCGAGUUUAUCUGGGGAAUUGGUAAACAAGGCUAUCAAUGUCAAGUCUGCACGUUAGUUGUACAUAAGAAAUGCCAUACGUCCGUGGUGUCCAAGUGUCCGGGCAUGCGAGAUGAGCAAGCCAAAGUGGAGGUGGUGCCGGCGGGCCAAAGGUUCAAUGUGAACAUGCCGCACCGCUUCGUGGUGCACAGCUACAAGCGGUUCACAUUCUGCGACCACUGCGGGUCCCUGCUUUAUGGGCUGAUAAAGCAGGGCCUGCAGUGCGAGACCUGCGGCAUGAACGUGCACAAGCGCUGCCAAAAGAACGUGGCCAACACCUGUGGCAUCAACACCAAGCAGAUGGCCGAGAUUCUCAGUUCGCUGGGCAUUUCACCCGACAAGCAGCAGCCGCGACGCUCCAAGUAUCUUAACCAGCAGGGCGGCGAGGACAAUUACGGCGCAUCGCUGGGAGCCGAUGGGGAAGCUGGUCCGGGCCAGUCCUUCCGCAGUGGCACGCUCUCGGCGGACAGUUUGGCCACCUCCACCUCGACCCUGACCAGUGGCUACAACAGCAGCAGUUGCAUGAGCCUGGCGGUGGGCGGUGGUGUGGCCGGCGGCGGUGGGGGCGGCGCCACUGGGGAGACCCGGCCGGGCAAGUGCUCCCUACUGGACUUCAACUUUAUCAAAGUACUGGGCAAGGGCUCCUUCGGCAAGGUGAUGCUGGCCGAAAAGAAGGGCACCGACGAGAUCUACGCCAUCAAGGUGCUGAAGAAGGACGCGAUCAUCCAGGACGACGACGUCGACUGCACCAUGACGGAGAAGCGCAUAUUGGCGCUGGCCGCCAAUCAUCCCUUCCUGACUGCGUUACAUUCCUGUUUCCAGACCCCGGACCGGCUAUUCUUCGUUAUGGAGUAUGUCAACGGUGGCGAUCUUAUGUUCCAGAUCCAGAAGGCGCGUCGCUUCGAAGCCGCUCGGGCGGCCUUCUAUGCGGCGGAGGUGACACUCGCGUUGCAGUUCCUCCACGCCCACGGCGUCAUCUAUCGCGACCUGAAGCUGGAUAACAUAUUGCUCGACCAGGAGGGUCACUGCAAGCUGGCCGACUUCGGUAUGUGUAAGGAGGGCAUUAUGAAUGGCAUGUUGACCACCACGUUCUGCGGCACGCCCGACUACAUUGCCCCGGAGAUCCUCAAGGAGCAGGAGUACGGCGCAUCUGUCGACUGGUGGGCGCUGGGUGUGCUCAUGUACGAGAUGAUGGCCGGACAGCCGCCAUUCGAGGCGGACAAUGAAGACGAGCUUUUCGACUCGAUCAUGCACGAUGACGUCCUGUAUCCCGUUUGGCUAUCUCGCGAGGCCGUCUCCAUCCUAAAGGGCUUUUUAACCAAGAAUCCGGAACAGCGACUGGGCUGUACGGGCGAUGAAAACGAAAUACGGAAGCAUCCAUUUUUCAACAAGCUCGACUGGAAGGAGCUUGAGAAGCGCAAUAUAAAGCCGCCAUUCCGACCGAAAAUGAAAAAUCCGCGUGAUGCCAAUAAUUUUGAUGCGGAGUUCACCAAGGAGGAUCCGGUGCUGACACCGAUUGGCAACGAUGUCAUACGCUGCAUCAAUCAGGACGAAUUCGCCGGCUUCUCGUUUGUCAAUCCCAAGUUUGGACCGGAGCGAAAAGUCUACUAAGAGGCCCCAACGAUCGCAGUUCAUGUUCACCCCCGUCACUUUGAUUGUUCGCGAUCCGGUCUGAGCCACUGCCUAUUGGUGGCUAUUAGUGGAUCUCCCAGACCAGAUCGAUUGGAGCUGUCGUUCAGCAUGUAGCACAUACUCUAGCACAAGCUGAAUAGUAUUUUUAUUUAUCUCCUCCCCUUUCCCCGUGAACGCUUAUUUGUUGUCUGUUUCCAGCGGAUCGGUUCAGAUCGGAUCAGAUCAGUCAUCCCACAUCCACAACUACCAGUGCCAAUUGUCGUGGGCAGUGCGAAACUGCUGAAAUUGCUAAGCUUCGACAUGAAUAUUGCAAACGCAUAUGGACACGAAUUGUUAGGCCCUUGUUAACCAAAACACUUCCCCCCGAAAUCCUUAACCUUCAAGCUUCAAGCCUUUUCCUAUAUACACUUAUUUAUGUUGUUUGCCAGCCCAAAAAGCAAAAAAAAAAAAAAAUGAAAAAAUGAAAAAAGAAAUUAAGUAGCCCCACCCCCAUCUAGUCAAUGCCCAGUGGCUGAGUGCAUUUUGUUAUUAGUUAUUUAUUGAUUGUUUGAAGUUGACGUGUCGAAUCUCAUGUUUCGCACUCACAGACCGACAGCAUCUAUUUUUCUGGAGGCGAGGCACUUGCUCCAAAGCGAAUCUCAAGGGAAUUUCUAACACAAUAGCCGCAAUGUGCCGUCUGUACCAUACACACACACACACAAAAAAAAAACACAAAACACACAAUACAAUAUACAUCCAUCCACUAUGUAUUUUUGGAUGCAAAAAUUAAUUAUUUUUAUUUUGUUAAAUGUAUUUUAAAAACAAAUUUGCACAACUUCCUUCUCAAGUAUUAAAGCGAUAUUAUUUUUAAAUUACAUUAUUGUUACGCAUAAAUAUUUAUAAAAAUGAAAAAUGAAAGAAAAGAACAAUUUCAAGCCAAACACCUAAUACAAAUUGCAUACAAUUUACCAACAAUGGGAAUGUUACGCUAAUUAAUCAUAGUAAAAAGCUAUAACAAUGAGAAUGUCUAAAGAAAAUCAUAUUAAUUUUAUGCUAAACAAAUUAUGAAUACAAACCAAUGUGUUUAGUCUGUAAGCCGAUGGAGAGGAGGUCAAACAAAUUAUAUAUAUAUACACAUGUAUGAACCAUAUAAAAUGUGAAACUAAAGGCAUAUAUAAUACACAUAAAAACACACAAAAAAACAAGAAAAAACAAACAAAAUCCAACAAAUGAAACACUUAGCGUAAUGAGGGAAAGCAGUGGAAAGUUAUAAGAAAUUAUGUCGACUAGGAUGAAUAGGAGAUAAAACAAUAUUAAUGUUUAUGUGUUGAUUUUAAAGCCAAAGACUCAAAGCAAAAUCCUAUAUAUGAACUAACCAACCGAAUGCAAAUUUUAGCAUAACGCAUCGAAAUUUGAUCAGUAUCCUUUUAUUGUUAUUACUAUGAUUAUUAUUUAUUUAAUAACUAAUUUGUGUGGCUUACUGAUUUGUUUCUGUUACUGAUUUCAUCCAACCACAGCAGAAGAAAUCAAUAUAUGAUUAAUAAAUAAAUCACUAGAAUGAAGAAGAUUGAAGGAUAACAGAAAAUUUAUUAACUAUAAGCAGCGUUAUAGUUAUUUAAAAGUUAACCCAAAGUAUUUUCAAGAACGCAUUUUACCAAAAAAAAAAAAAUAAAAAUAAAAAAACAAAAACAAAAAAAAAAACUAAACGAGAACCAGAAGGAGAAGCAUUAAAACCAAAAUAACAAAAUUUAAGGACUAAUGUUGAAGAAACAUAGACAAACAUGUUCAAAGUGCAAGAAAUUAAUUUUUUAAACAAUGAGCUCAACUCGCCAGUCGAUUGAGGCCGUUGAAAGUACAGUGGCGAUUAUUCAAUUAUAAAUAAAGGAUAAACUAAAAUGAAUAAAGCAGCAAAACCUCUCAAAAUAUACACAAAUCGCAUCCAGCCAGUAAGAUGAACUCACAUAAACAUAGUCUUUUGAAUACGACCAGGAAUAGGCAGGAAUAAAUAUUAAAGUUUGCGGGUUGUUAUUAAAAGUGUUACCAGAGAGAGAGAUAGAGGGAAUUAAAGGAUAAUAGAAACGGAUCAGGAGAGAAACAGGAAAGUUUAAUAUAAAAACACACAAAAAUCGCUUAAAACCGUAACCUGAAUAAAAAGCAAAAGCUAUAGGAAACUGUGCAACAAAUGUAGAUGUAAGUCCACUUGAAAUAAGCAAAGUUGAACGCUCCCCGCCCGCUGUUGUCUUCAUCUACUAACUAAACACGAAAUAUUUAUUGAGAAUUUUCCAUUGCUUCAAAAAAGGGUUCUUGAACUAAACUUUGAAUGUACUCACUCGAUCAGCUUAGCUAACUUUUUUCUGGAGCCAUGCAGCUCCAACUCCACUCAACUCAACUCAACUCACUCUAAUGAAGAAACUUACAUACAUAUGUGCAACUUUUUCAUGUACCUUUUGCAUCUUAGAUACUUAAAGAGAAAUUACACUCGAAGGAUUAUUAAUGGAAGCCCCAAAAAUUGUUAACUGAUCUAAGGAGAACUACAGAAACUACUAAGAGGAGAUAUUGAAUUAUUUAUUGAAAGGCGUUAUUUAUUGACAAAACUAAAGCGCGAAAAACUGAGGAGUAGAAAAAUUGCGGAACCAUAGCAUGAUUAAUAAUCGUAAACAGAAAGUAUUCAGAAAUAAAAACACACACAAAGCACCCACAAAUCAGAGGAAAACCAACCUAAAACUGAGAAAAAAAGCAUAAAUAAAAUAUAAGUUACGUUUAAACCAGAGAUAAAUAACUAUAAAGGUAAAGUCGAAAGUCAACAGUUGAUAUGUUGUAAAAAAGCUAUUAAAGAAAAAUAUGGUAUGGAAUGAUUUACCAAGGAGGCAAAGUGAGUGUUAAAACUAAAUGAUUGGUAAAUUCAGAUGUGCAAAGAUAACCAAAGAAAGCAACUUGAAAACCAGAAAAAUUGAUUUAUAACAUUAAGUGAAAACUAAUUAAUAAAUAAAGAGGUAACACCUAUGAAAAUGUAA
Drosophila ananassae is the source of this 5782-nucleotide messenger RNA. It is a transcript of the gene Pkc98E, whose product is annotated as protein kinase C. The record is from RefSeq and is a predicted model, not a curated record. Bases 540 to 2768 code for a protein of 742 amino acids. Lineage: Eukaryota; Metazoa; Arthropoda; Insecta; Diptera; Drosophilidae. The transcript has 11 exons. Gene Ontology annotation, biological process: protein phosphorylation. Gene Ontology annotation, molecular function: diacylglycerol-dependent serine/threonine kinase activity; ATP binding.